ACAUUUCAGGGAACAAAUAAUUUCGAAUUAUUUUCGCAAACAUGUAGACCUUUUUGACAAGUAAUAGGGGAAAAGAGCGUCUCAUAACUGAAGCCAUGUCGUUGACGGCGAAUGUGGGGAUGCGUAGUGAUACGUCCAAUGUGGAUAAAGAAGUCAGAUCUCAGAAAAGUCUCCCAUUUGCAAAAAUAUUUGAUCUUCCACGUAGAAGCAUAGGAACACUGAAAGAACGACUGAAACUUGGGCGUGCUGCUCGUGGACUGAAAAAACGAAUGUCUCGUUCGGACACGACGAUUAUUGCACCAAAGGCUACAAUAUCAGCAAGACUGAAAUCCGUCGUCUCUGUACAGAGUGCGAAAAUCAUGGUUGAAAAGAUUACACCAACAACUAACAAGGUUCCGAUCACUAAAUGGUCAAGAAAAUUGUAUGGAAGCGACAAAGCGGUAAUGCACGAACAUGAGCGACUUAUGAAAGCUGGAUUUGUUAUUCAUCCUUUCAGUAAUUUUCGAUUGACUUGGGACGUUUUAUCAGCUAUUUUGAUCCUGGCAAAUAUCGUCAUAAUUCCAAUGGACAUUGCUUUUUCUACGGCAGAAGAAGACAUUCGCAGCGUCGUCUUCAAACUGAUAUCUGACAUGUGGUUCAUGGCGGAUAUUAUUUUGAACUUUCGAACUGGAAUAAAGACCGACGGCGGUGACAAAACAACCGUCGAGCUUGAACCUAGAAAGAUCGCUAAACUAUAUAUUCGCCGAUGGUUCUUCAUUGAUCUGAUCGCUUCCUUGCCAUUUGACUUCAUCGUUCGUCUAUUUCUCGAUACUAAAAGAAGCAAGGCAGUAAGGUUUCUUAGAAUCGGGAAAGCAGUUGCUCUCGUAAAAGUUGCGAGGGUACCAAGGCUUAUCCGUGGUAUUCAUCAUUGGGAAGAAAUCUUCAAUCUCCAAUACGAUUUCGCCGUGUCAAUGAUGAGGUUCGCCUAUCUGGUCUUCUUUAUAUUCAUGACUUGUCAUAUCAAUGGAUGCUUACAGUACAUGGUUCCAAUGUUCUACGAUUUUCCCGAGGAUACCUGGGUUCGUAUGAGAGGAUUGGAUCAUCCUAACGUUACAUGGUGGGAAGCCUACUCAUGGUCGCUUUUCAAAAGCACAAGUCAGAUGUUAUGCCUAGGUUACAGCCAGAUUAUUCCAGUCGGAAUGGUUGAUCUAUGGAUGACAAUGCUGAGUCAGAUUACUGGAGCAAUUAUAUUUGCCAUAUUUAUUGGUAAUGCUAUUAACCUUAUGGAAGAAAUGGACGCCUCCAAGAACGCAUUCAAGAUGAAAAUUAACCAGAUACAAGAGUACCUGGGAUUUCGUAGAAUUCCCAUCAAACUGCGCCGGAAAGUUCUUGAUUACUGCGAAAUGCGAUUUCAAGGAAAGCUAUUCGAUGAACAUCAAAUUCUAAAGGAAUUGAGUCCUUCGCUACGGCGUGAGGUUGUCUGGUACAAUACAUCCGUUUUAAUACAAUCUGUUCCUCUGUUUGAAGAAGUUAGCGACGAAUUCGUGUAUGAACUAGGAUACGUUUUGAAAUACUCUGUUUACAUGCCGCAAGAUAAAAUUGUCAAGGAAGGAACAAAAGCUCUUCAUAUGUUUUUCAUUAGCCGGGGUGAGGUAGAAAUUCGUUCUUCCACAUUUGUCAAUUACCUGUCAGACGGUGGGCACUUCGGAGAGUCUUGUCUGUUCAGUUCUGAAAUGCGUAGGUCCGCUGAUGUCACAGCUUUGACCACGGUUCACAUUUACAUGCUGCACAGAUGCGAUUAUGUGAAGGUUUUGGCAAGAUUUCCAGACGAGGCUGACAGGAUUAGAAAUUUCAGUCGCAGAAUACGCGACAUUUCGUCAAGAUAUGACUUCAUUAGAAAUCACAAUUUCUAGUCUUGCACUGUAGUAAUUUCUCAAUUUUUUUUUCUGUUUUACAAAACACUGUAGUUUUUAAUCUGUAUUUUUUAAGGUAUAAAAAGUAUAAAUAAAGAAUCGUGAGAGUGAUCAAUAACUA
Styela clava is the source of this 2013-nucleotide messenger RNA. RefSeq names its product potassium/sodium hyperpolarization-activated cyclic nucleotide-gated channel 2-like. Lineage: Eukaryota; Metazoa; Chordata; Ascidiacea; Stolidobranchia; Styelidae. Gene Ontology annotation, biological process: sodium ion transmembrane transport; potassium ion transmembrane transport; regulation of membrane depolarization. Gene Ontology annotation, cellular component: membrane; HCN channel complex. Gene Ontology annotation, molecular function: voltage-gated potassium channel activity. The record is from RefSeq and is a predicted model, not a curated record.